Messenger RNA from Ramularia collo-cygni, 981 nucleotides. Its product is annotated as related to cell division protein FtsJ. Gene Ontology annotation, biological process: RNA methylation. The transcript has 4 exons. Gene Ontology annotation, cellular component: mitochondrion. Bases 1 to 981 code for a protein of 326 amino acids. NCBI's taxonomy places the organism in Eukaryota, Fungi, Ascomycota, Dothideomycetes, Mycosphaerellales, Mycosphaerellaceae. Gene Ontology annotation, molecular function: rRNA (uridine-2'-O-ribose)-methyltransferase activity. The record is from RefSeq and is a predicted model, not a curated record.
AUGCUUGCUGCGCGAGCAUUCAUCAGACGACUGCCCAUCGCAGUCGCCCAGCGCGAGAAAUGUGAGCCAAGUUUCUUGAAUGGAACAUGGACUGCGAAUAAACCCAUCACCACCACCACCACCACCACCACGCGAUUCGCGUCCUCCYCCUCUUCGACGMGGUGGAAGACCCGCCAGACGAACGAUUCCUACGCCCGCGAAGCAAAGGUCUCCGGUCUGAAAUCUCGCGCAGCGUUCAAAUUGCUAGAAAUCAACGACAAGCAUCGCAUUUUCCGCCGUGGAGACACGGUCGUGGAUUUGGGCUUUGCGCCAGGAAGCUGGAGUCAAGUCGCUGUCAGUAAAGUCAGUCCUGGAGGCCGCGUGGUGGGGAUCGAUGUAAUUCCUGCACAACCCCCUCGAGGCGCGAAUGCAUUACAGGGUAAUUUUUUGAGCGCGGAGAUCCGGGAGGAGGUGAGGAAGUUUGUGUGUGAUCCUCAGCAGGGGAGGGUGCGACAGAGGGGGAUCACGGAUGGUGGAGUUACCGAGGAAGAGUUGGCGAGAUCUGGAGCGGGAAUUCUGCAGCUUGAGAGGCAGAGUGCGUUGGAGGAGAGCCGGGAGAAGAGUCGUGGAGAGGGCGUUUUGAAGGAGGGCUUGACGAUCAAGGAGCUGGAUGCUUUGGAAGGGAGAGUGGUGGAUGUGGUGCUGAGUGAUAUGAUGCAAAAUACCAGCGGUAUGCCGUUUAGAGAUCACGCAGGAUCGAUGGACCUCUGCAUGGCAGGUUUGACCUUUUGCUACGAUACACUCGCAACGGGUGGUCACUAUCUCUGCAAAUUCUUUGCUGGAGCCGAAGAUCACGCUUUGGAGAUGAGACUCAAGAAGCUAUUUGACAAAGUCCAUCGCAUCAAACCGGACUCUUCGCGGAAGGAGAGUAAGGAGGCCUACUUCAUUGCUCUGAAGCGGAAAGCAGGUGUAAAGCGCGAGGAUGUGCUGGAUGAGCGUUGA